AAGAAGAAAUACUGAACAGAGAAGGUGCCAACCACUCCAAAGAAAGCAGGAUCAGGAUCACCGCUGUUCAGCCAGUACGUCCACCUCUCUCCCUUUCGCGUCUCGUCCGAGGCUCCGAGCUCCGGCCAUCCACCGGCCGAGCGGAUCCGAGGCCUCCCCCGCCUUUCGAUGGGGAAGCCGCCCAAGCUCGCCCUCCCCUCCCACGAGUCCACCAUCGGCAAAUUCUUGACGCAGAGCGGGACGUUCAAGGACGGCGAUUUGCUUGUCAACAAGGACGGCCUCCGCAUCGUCUCGCAGAGCGAGAAAGGCGAGGCUCCUCCUAUAGAGCCGUUGGAUAAUCAGUUGAGCUUAGAUGAUCUAGACGUAAUCAAAGUGAUCGGGAAAGGUAGUAGUGGAAACGUGCAAUUGGUCCGCCACAAAUUUACUGGCCAGUUUUUUGCUCUGAAGGUUAUACAGCUAAAUAUUGAGGAUAGUAUACGCAGACAGAUUGCCCAGGAGUUGAAAAUAAGCUUGUCAACACAGUGCCAAUAUGUUGUCAUGUGCUAUCAGUGUUUUUAUGUCAAUGGCGUCAUUUCUGUUGUUUUGGAGUACAUGGACGGUGGCUCUCUUGCUGAUUUCUUGAAGACUGUGAAAACCAUUCCAGAGGACUACCUUGCUGCAAUCUGUAAGCAGGUAUUACAAGGAAUGAUGUACUUGCACAGUGAGAAGCACAUUAUAUACCGAGAUCUGAAACCAUCGAAUAUAUUGAUAAAUCAUAGAGGUGAAGUAAAAAUAUCAGACUUCGGUGUAAGUGCCAUUAUUUCGAGCUCCUCUGGACAACGAGAUACAUUUACUGGCACAUGCAACUACAUGGCGCCAGAAAGAAUCAGUGGAAAGAAACAUGGUUAUAUGAGUGAUAUCUGGAGCUUGGGGCUAGUAAUGCUGGAAUGUGCAACCGGCGAUUUUCCAUUUCCUCCUCGUGAAAGCUUUUACGAACUUCUUGAAGCUGUUGUUGAUCAACCGCCACCAUCUGCACCACCGAACCAGUUUUCACCGGAAUUCUGCUCGUUUAUUUCGGCCUGUAUCCAAAAGGAUGCUAGUGAUAGGUCAUCAGCACAAGUAUUAUUGGGUCAUCCAUUCCUGAGCAUGUACGACGACCUGCAUAUAGAUCUCGCUUCCUACUUCACUACCGCCGGAUCUCCACUCGCCACCUUCAAGCAAAGGGCGUGACGGCAAAUGCAACCAUGUGUGUCAUCUGCGGGAAGGACUGGUGAACCCUUUGGCAGUUGAUCUGUAGAGCUGUAGCUUACUGACGCGAAUAUUUGAAGUUUUCCUUCUUUUUUUUCCUUUCCGGAAGGCUUGUGGUGUGUAAUGAGCUGUAAUGAUCUUAUAUGUGGCAAAGUUUGUGGCUGGUUCUAUCACUAUACAUGUAGUGAGUGACAUAUAUAUACACAAAUACAAUUCAUCA
Phragmites australis (common reed) is the source of this 1447-nucleotide messenger RNA. Its product is annotated as mitogen-activated protein kinase kinase SIPKK-like. NCBI's taxonomy places the organism in Eukaryota, Viridiplantae, Streptophyta, Magnoliopsida, Poales, Poaceae. The transcript is spliced from 9 exons. The record is from RefSeq and is a predicted model, not a curated record. The coding region runs from base 169 to 1209 and encodes 346 amino acids. Gene Ontology annotation, biological process: protein phosphorylation; MAPK cascade. Gene Ontology annotation, molecular function: ATP binding; MAP kinase kinase activity.